Messenger RNA from Clarias gariepinus (North African catfish), 1314 nucleotides. RefSeq names its product glutathione S-transferase kappa 1-like. The annotation marks the transcript as partial. NCBI's taxonomy places the organism in Eukaryota, Metazoa, Chordata, Actinopteri, Siluriformes, Clariidae. The transcript has 5 exons. Gene Ontology annotation, molecular function: glutathione peroxidase activity; glutathione transferase activity. Gene Ontology annotation, biological process: glutathione metabolic process. The record is from RefSeq and is a predicted model, not a curated record. Gene Ontology annotation, cellular component: peroxisome; mitochondrion.
ACACAGUUCCGCGCUCGUGGAAGACGAGUACACAAGAUGUCAAGGAAAGUGAUUGAGCUCUUUUACGACGUGGUUUCGCCGUAUUCCUGGCUCGGGUUCGAGGUGCUAUGUCGCUACAGAAAUGUGUGGAACAUGGAGCUCAAACUACGCCCCGCCUUUCUGGGCGGCGUCAUGCAGGCGUCAGGUAACAGGCCUCCUGCGAUGGUGCCAAAUAAAGCUCUGUACAUGAUGAAGGAUAUCGAGCGUCUGGCGUCUUUUGUGAACGUCCCUCUGCGUUCCCCGGCUGACCCGUUUGAUGUUAUGUUUUCGAAAGGCACUCUCGCUGCGAUGCGUUUCAUAACGGCUGUAGCGGAGAAAGACAAAGGUAGCGAUCACAUAGUGGAGAAGGUUUCUAGAGAACUGUGGAAUAGAAUCUGGAGCAGGGAUCAGGAUAUCUGUGAGGCAGCAUCUCUCUCCGAGGUAUUUGUGUACAAGUUGUCUGAACCGGUUUAUGUAAACCCGUGUGUCCCACCAGGCGUCGCUGUUGACGUUCCGUUUUAUUAGACCUAUAUGUCACCAUUUUUAUAAUAGCCUACAUAUUUCAUCAGUUAUCUCGAAAUUAAAGCAGAAACUAAGGUUUUGGUCGUGUUUUUGUUUAAUAUCUAACGUUUGAGUUGUUAAUUCUUGGGUGUUUCUAGCUAUGUGUUUUCGGUCCUCAUUUUGUUGGAGGCCCCAUGACCCACGACUAAGACCAAACUUUUUUGACACUGGGCAGCACAUUUCGCUCCAGAAUGCCUUGUCCGUCCUGAGUCCAAACUCAAUCAAACACUGAUAUACCUUGACCUUGGGUUAGGGUUAACCCUAACCCGAGUUUACCUCUAAUCUCUUGGCUAGUUGUUCUCGGCUCUUUGAUUACAAUAAUGUCACUGAUUACAUUAAAGCUCUUUGUUUGUGUUAUCCGUCUUUUCAAUUAGUCCAGGUAGGUUGACUACAGUCCUGUGGUAGUUAAACUGUAUAAUAUGUGUAACUGCGGUCACAGGAACAUCAAGCUGCUUGGAGGUGAUCUUAUUGCCGUUAACAUGUUUAUCUCCAAUUUUCUUUUUAAUCCUGAGACAAUGGUCUUCUCAGAUUUCUCUGGUUCAUGUUCAGUGUGGUACAGAGACUAUCUUUCACCCUUUAAAUGGACAGACUGACUAAUGUACAAGCGUGAAGACACCACCUGUGAUGCUAAUUACAGGACACACUUUAAGUUUAACGUGUCCCUAUGGUCAAAGUAUUUUCAAUCUUUUCUGAAGGGUACCAUAAUUUUUGCUCAGGCCAGCUUUUUAAUAUGCU